Molecule: messenger RNA, 1050 nt
Organism: Schizosaccharomyces osmophilus
Lineage: Eukaryota; Fungi; Ascomycota; Schizosaccharomycetes; Schizosaccharomycetales; Schizosaccharomycetaceae
Gene: rnp24
Product: RNA-binding protein Rnp24
Exons: 1
Coding region: 1-1050 (349 amino acids)
Molecular function (GO): RNA binding
Source: RefSeq, a predicted model, not a curated record
AUGAGUGCCUCAGAAGAAGAAAUUGAAAAACGCACCGUCAAGGAAGAAACCAAGAAAAAAGAUUCAGAGAAUGAAGAAGAGAUUGAAAUUGACGUUUCGAAGCCGGUUCCUCCUUCGAAAAAGUUGAUGCGUAAACUUCGUAAAGCUGGCAAAAUCGACAAGGAAGGGAAUUGGACACCGGAAGCGUUAGAAGAAGCCAAGAAAAAGGAAGAAAAGAGAUUGAAAAAGAUUGAUGUGAAAUAUGGAUCCGGCGCUGGAGAAGAAGAAAAAGAAGAGAGCAAACGGUCGCCAUGGGGAGUUUGGAUCGGUAAUUUGAGUUUUCUUACGAGCCCUGCUAUUUUGAAAGAGUUUCUCGUUCGAGAGACGAAAGAAACUGUAGAGGAAAACGAGGAGAAUCCAUUUCAGUUUACUUCGGAAAACAUCAAGCGGAUUCAUAUGCCUAUGUCCAAAGAACAUCGAAACCAAAACAAGGGAUUUGCCUACAUCGACUUUGAUUCGGAAGAAGCUCUUAGGGCAGCAUUGCAGUGCACGGAAAGACCUUUGAAUGGAAGGAACGUUUUGAUUAAAUCCAGUAAUGACUAUCAAGGCCGACCUCCGAAAUCGGCCAUGCCUUCCAAAACCAUCGCCAGACAGCAGUCUAGGAAUCCUCCCUCCCCCGUUAUUUUCGUCGGAAAUCUUCCUUUUGAUGCUACGGAAGAUUUGUUAAGAGAGCAUUUUGGACAAGCCGGUGGCAUUCGACGCGUGCGUCUGAUGACCUUUGAAGAUUCCGGAAAGUGCAAGGGAUUCGGAUUUGUUGAUUUCCAUGAUGUAGAGACGUCUAUGAAGGCAAUGGCAAGGAGCCAUGAAAGCUGGCGUCUUGAAUACGGUGAAGAUAGAUCAAAGCGCACCCGUAAGGCACCUGAUUCUGUUGCUCGUACCGACGAUCAUUCAGCAAAACGUAGAAAGAACGUUGAUGCCCGUGACAUUCGUCCAGGAGCUUCCUUGGCCAAUGCUCCACGUGGCUCUAUGGGCAUUAAAGAGUCUACGGGUAAAAAGAUUACUUUUGACUAA